CGUCCUGUCGGGCGGGAUAGCUCUGAACACAGAGCAGAAAAUAGAGCAUUAAACUUUUCCAGAUUUCUGAACUUUAUCUCCUAGAUAUGGCCCAUCAAAUUGAAGAGAAUUUACCGCCUAGCCUAGCGUGUCUGAAAAAUGUCGAUGCUUUGCUUCGGUGUCCGAUUUGCUUCGACUUCCUCAACAUUGCAAUGAUGACUAAGUGCUCACACAAUUUUUGUUCUUUGUGCAUCAGGAAGUUUCUUUCCUAUAAGCUGCUGUGUCCAGUCUGCAAUACACAAAUGACAGAGCAAGACCUAAGAAACAACCGCGUGUUGGAUAACUUGGUUGAAAACUUUCGAAUUGCAAGACAGCAGUUGUCAAACGUCAAUUUUGAGUCUCCUCCAAUAUCGCCAAAGACCCCAGCUUCUGUUGUCAAAUGCAAAACUCCCAGAGAAGGGGGGCAGAAAUCCAGCAGCUCCAUUUUAAGUAACUUUUUUGUAAAGAAGCACAGAACGCCUCCGAGUAAAGUAACUCAACACGAAGUCCAGCGGGGGGAUGCACGAGACACACGAACCCUUCACCCCAAUGACUCUGACCUACAUUAUGGAAAAGCUCAUGUUUCAGUGGUGGUUAAAGAAGAACCCAUUGAUGUGGAGGACACGUCUACGAGGGGUUUGACGUCAGUGAAACUGGAGGACACGGCAUCACACAGUCAAAGUCUUGGAUUUGAGAUGGCGCAUUCUUCGUCGCCAUCAAAAGAUGUGAAGCCCAUGAUCAAAGUUGAGUGCCCUGUGUGUUCUGUGAGCGUGCUGCAGCAUUUCAUCAACAAGCAUCUGGACACGUGUCUUAGCAGCGGGGAGAAGAAAGACAGCCUGAGGAGCUCUCUGAGUAAGAGCAGACGACCGAUGGCGAAGCUGGUCUACAAUCUACUGUCAGUUCAGGAGCUGAAGAGGAGGUUGAAAGAUUGCCACCUGUCAGUGCAGGGUUCUCGGGACCAGAUGAUCAAAAGGCACCAGGAUUUUAUCCAUUUAUACAACUCCCAGUGUGACUCCCUGAAUCCUAAAACAGUUGAAGAGAUCGCAAAAAAGGUGGAGGCCAACGAGAAGUUACGAAAUCAUCUGCAGGGGAAAUCAAAGCCUGUCUUGGUUUUCUCUAAGAAUCAGUCCGAGAAGGAGAUUGAGGAGAUGCAUUCAAAUUAUAGGAAGCAGCACAGCAGUGACUUCUCCCGGCUAAUUGCACAGGUCAAAGGUCGCAUGGAGAACACUAGACGGGCUCGUGUUAAACAGGAAGUAACUGAGGAGAACAAAGAUGUUCAUGAGUCAAACUCUGCAGAAACAAAAAUCUCCACUGUGGUAAAAGUGGAAAAUGAAGAGGAUGAUGAUCAAUCUGUAAGAGAAAUCCUUUUGUCAUCCAGCCCUACUCUAAGUGACGUGUCCAUCAGCAGCUCCAUUUCAGACAUUUUUGGGCCAGAGUCUCCCCUAAAUAUUCAAACCCCAGAAAGGACCUCAGCCCUAAAGCGAGCAGCCAGCCUUAGAGGAAGUGAUGACAUCACACCGCCUGUUGUGGGGAAGCGUCAGCGUAAGACGAGAGGAGAGUGAUGCAGAGAGGACCAUCGUUCACAUGUUGUAUAAUUAGUUUAGACUAUUUAC
Molecule: messenger RNA, 1631 nt
Organism: Nematolebias whitei (Rio pearlfish)
Lineage: Eukaryota; Metazoa; Chordata; Actinopteri; Cyprinodontiformes; Rivulidae
Gene: rad18
Product: RAD18 E3 ubiquitin protein ligase
Exons: 13
Coding region: 87-1580 (497 amino acids)
Biological process (GO): protein monoubiquitination; DNA damage tolerance
Cellular component (GO): Rad6-Rad18 complex; nucleus
Molecular function (GO): ubiquitin protein ligase activity; single-stranded DNA binding
Source: RefSeq, a predicted model, not a curated record